This is a messenger RNA of Tripterygium wilfordii, 823 nucleotides long. RefSeq names its product macrophage migration inhibitory factor homolog. The transcript has 4 exons. Gene Ontology annotation, molecular function: phenylpyruvate tautomerase activity. The record is from RefSeq and is a predicted model, not a curated record. Lineage: Eukaryota; Viridiplantae; Streptophyta; Magnoliopsida; Celastrales; Celastraceae. The coding region runs from base 121 to 486 and encodes 121 amino acids.
AACAGUCAUCAGUCAUCAGCCAUCGGUAGGCGGUAGCUUUAUUUUUCCAUUUUACACGGACAUCGAGCAAGAAAGCGUAGAAGGGUUUUUAUUUUGGCGGUAUUUGCAGAGACAGAAACGAUGCCUUGCCUGAACCUUUCAACUAACGUAAACUUGGAUGGUGUUGACACCUCCUCCAUACUCUCUGAGGCCACCUCCACCGUCGCCAAAAUCAUCGGCAAACCCGAGGCGUACGUAAUGGUUGUUUUGAAGGGAUCAGUGCCCAUGUCAUUUGGUGGCUCUGUGGAGCCUGCAGCCUAUGGCGAGUUGGUGUCCAUUGGAGGCCUUACUCCUGAUGUGAACAAGAAAUUGAGUGCUGCAAUUGCCUUAAUUCUUGAGACCAAGUUAUCAGUGCCCAAAUCUCGAUAUUUCCUCAAGUUUUAUGACACAAAGGCCCAUCAGAGCCAAGAACAUGCACAGUGUUUGCAUGCUUUACACCAGCAUUAGAUAAUGGUUCAAAUUUUGGAUGGAAUGGGUCCACCUUCUAAAUCAAGCACAUUUUCAUGGGAACUUGAUGCUAUGCCACCUGAUAUCUAUAUGGUGUUUUGUGAUCGUAAAAACUUGGUAAUAUUAAAAUAUAUUGUCAUUUUCAUGUUGUUUAGGGAUAUGAAACUUGUUUGAUCGAGUAUGCAUUAUUGAAUGUUGUCUUAUGGUGGAAAUUAAUGUUGACUGGGUAAUUGAUAUAAUUGAACAUGUUGCAUGAUUAAGUUUAGGAUUAUGAUGCCAUCAUGUUGACAUCUAAUUUACUGCUUAAGUGUCAUCGAGAGAAUUAGCUAUUAUUUGA